GCCUCCAAAACUUACAAAUUUGGUUAUGGUGCGAUGGCUGUCAUCGAGUUUUAUUUUAUUAUUUUAGAAAAUAAGGAUAGAAGCAUUGAGUUUAAUUGAGGAUGAAGCUAUUUUCGUGAAUAAUGUACAUGUUUUAUAGAUUUCCAAUAGAUUUAAGUGUGACAAUCUCGUACCGGUAGUUGCUAUAAUUCAGAGAUGUUUAGUAAAUGAGCAUAAUAACUGUCGACGAUGGCGUCUGAUGGAGAAAUUUCAUGUACGACUGAUCCCAAUUUCGCUGUUAUUUACUCGUUUUUGAAAGUUUUCGGUAAACUGUACGGUUUGGAGAUACCUACGAUAGCCAAAUUGCAAGAACUAAUAGAGAACACACAAGAAGUGUUAGAUCCGUUAAAGGAGUUGCAUGUAAGGUUGUUACGAAGAGCACUAAAGUCUAUUCAAGUUAACCGUUGGGAAAGGGCUCUCAUAAAGUUUUGUCAUCAACAAAGAUAUCACCAGGAAGCUUGGGAAAUUGAGAGAUUUUCUUACAAGAAAGCUAGCACUCAGGUCAAGUUGAGAAUUUUGAAGUUACUCCUUGAAUACCAGUUCACAUGUCAUCCGAAGUUUAAGAAUGCUGUCAAUGCAUUAUCAAGUAAAGAGCUGAGAUUAGAUCCCAUUGGAAGGGAUAAAUAUGGUUGUGUUUACUGGCUGCAAAUAGACCAUGAAGCCAACCUGUGCAUGUACAAAGAAGAUCAGGAUGAGGAGACAUGGCAAUUAAUUGCUAGCAAUAGAGAAGAAUUUGUCAAAAUUAUAAGUCAAUUGAAAAGUGGUGAGCAGGUGUGUCAGCCAGUGGUAAAUGAAGAUUCCAGUAGUGUUGAUGUUCCAGCUCAAGUUGAGGUCAAUAAAUCAGAAGUUGAGGAAAAUGAGGAAGAAUUCCUAAGUCCUGAAUCUGAAUCUGGUAAUGAAAGUGAUGAGCCUAAAGUGGAGAAAUGCAAAGAUGAUAUUACAAGUAAAGAAGAAGAACCAGAAACUACUAAAGAUGAUGCCCCUAAAGAUGAUGCCCCAAAAGAUAUUGUUAAGGAAACAAUUGAAGAAAAUAAUUUAAUAACGAAUAAUGUAGAUAAAGUGGAAGAUAAAAAAGACGAUAUGACAAUAACUAAUGAACCUGAUAGUAAAAAGGAGGAAGAACAAACAGAAUCAAAUAUUUCUGAAAAAGAUACAGAUAAAGAAGAAACUAAAGAACAAGAAGUUGGUGAAGAGGUUAGUGAAGAAAUUGAGGAGCCUGUAAUGAUUAUAAAAGGGGAAGGUAACGGAGAGGAUUGUGAAAGUUCCUACUUUAUUGGUGAAGAGAUAUCUGAACCAGUAAUGUUCAUUUAUGGUGAUGGUUGGGGAUGUGAGAAUGAUACCGGCAACCCAGAAGCUAUAGAACAAGAGGACAAUACUGAAUUGGAAGAAAAUUCAGAUGUAGACAAUCCAAGCGAGGAAGUUUUAAAUGGAGAGCAUGCAAAUAAUGUUCCAAAAUCUAAUAGUAGGGUUAAAUUAAAUAAAAGUGCUAAAUUAAAAUAUAGUUUAUCAUCAGUUACGAAAAGAUCUUUAAGAAAACAAUCAAAUGAUAAUACAGAUGGAUCAAAAUCUGAUUCUAAAAAACAUUGUGUAAGAAAUUUGGAUAAGUCAAAUGGUUCAAACUCAAUAGCGACAAGUAGUCAAAGAGAAUUAAGGAGCGAUAGCAGUGUUCACGAAAAAAGUACAGAUUGUGAAAGCUCAGGUAAAAACAAAAUGAAAAAAAUCAUCACGAAAGUUAAAAAAAGGGAAGGAAUGAGAACAUUAAGGAAUAACAAAGAAAUAGUUAACUCAAUAUCUGAACCUGAAAGUCCUAGGAAUAGUAAAUCUAGUAUUAUAGAAAAAAGAAAAAGUAGCGUAUCGUCAGAUCAUGACGGUAAUGCUUCAGAAAAUGCAGAAAGUGGGAACGUCGAAGGGGAAGAAACUAAAGUUGAGGAUACUUUGCCGCCCAAAAAAAUACGCUUAGAAUCCACACCCGAGUCAGAUGAUGUCUCACAUUCCAAAAGCGAAACCAUAGAUAAUAUAAAAGACGAGAAUAUCGAAAACAAUGACGGUAAUACAGAAAACGACAAAGAAUCAAUAAUAAAUAGAAAGAAAAUAAAAGCUAAUAAGGGUAAAUUAAAAGGUAAAAAAUUUCUUCAAAACAAAAUAGAAAUUAGUGAGAUAAGUAAGGAUUAUGAUAAAGUAGAUGUAAGUGAUAAUAAGGCAAGUAAAGCAAUCAAGAGAAGUUUGUUAAAUAAAUCAAUGAAUGACAAAACCAGAUCUGAAUCUCAAAGCGAUAGUGAAGAUGAAGAACCCAUUAAGAGCGGAAAGAGAUUGAAAUUCAAACCAAAAAAGAUUGUCACCAAAUCAAGAAAAAAAAUUGAAGCUAAAAUAUUGGAAAAAUGUUCCAGUGAAUCAGAAGAUGAAACAUUGUAUAGUUUAGGUAAAAAAUCGGCAAAGAAAGUAUUAAAGAAGAAGCCUAAGGCGAAGGAAAAAGAAAAGACUACAGCAGCAAGUACAAAUGUGACAGACAAUGACACUCCAGUGAGACAGUCAAGGCGGAUAGCACAGAUGAAGAUAAAAGAGGAAGCGGACAGGAGGCAUCUUGAGGAGGUCACAUUGAGGGAGCUUAAGAUGAUACAUAAGAAGAAAAACAAGGAGGAAGAGGAGGAAUGGCAGGCGAGCGGCAGCAGCUCUGAGGGCGAAGCCCGGGCGCGGCGGUCAGCCGCCUGGCGCUCUGACUCCACCGGCCCCGAGCCAGACUCCGACUCUGACGAACCACUGUUUGAACAUCACGAAGAACCGGAAUUGGAGGCUCCCAGAUCUGAUCACGAGUUCUCACCAGAGUCGGACUUAGAGAGCGGGGAGCCCACCGCGCCUCUCAAAUUAGCGCGCACACUACAAGAAGGCAAGGACGAGGGUUUCUGCAAGCGGUGCGGCAGUGGCGAGCAGCCGGAGUGGAUCCUGCUAUGCGACCGCUGCGACGCCGGCUACCACGCCAGCUGCCUCGCGCCCGUGCUGUUGCUGGUGCCCGAGGGGGACUGGUUCUGUCCUCCGUGCAACCACGAGAAAUUAAUAUCAGCGCUGGAAGAAGAACUGGUGAAGUAUGACCAGCUGGUGGUUGCGGUGGCGGAGGAGCGCGAGCGUCGGCGCGCGGAACACCCACACUCCGACUCUGAGCAGGAACCUGACAAACCAGAACUCGACCACAAGUCAGAUGAUAAAUCCGAUGGCAGUGGCAGCGGCAGCGACUGGUCGUCUUCAUCAUCUUCGGGCGCGGUGUACCGGCUGCGCGCACGUCGCCAGCUGCCCGUCAGCUACCGUGCCCAGGAGUACGACCGACUCAUCAGCUCCGCCAUCAAGGAGGAAUACGUUGAGCCAACGACGAGCGCAGGCAACCAGGGCAGAGGGAAGGACAUCUCCACCAUCAUAGAAGCGGCAGAGGAGGAGAAGAUGAAAGCGGAAAGAGAAGCCAGAGAUCAGGGUGAGGUGGGGGAGGUAGGGGAGGGGAGCCAGAAGAAGCAGAAGAAGAAACGGCGUCGCAAACCGCGCAAGUUGAAUUCUCUUGACGUGCCCUCGGAGGACGACGACGAGACUGAUGAAGACUUCAAAGAUACUGGAAACGUUUCUAGCAUGGAAUCGUCAUCUGAAGACAUGUCAUCAUCAGCUGAACGAGAUUCCAGGUCUUCUGACUCGUUGCCCAUCAUACGCCCGGGAAGACCUGACAAGAAAGAACGAACAAAGUUAGAAGAUUCUUCGCCGGAAGUGAAGAAAAAGAAGAAAGGCCUUUUCGAGGAUAGCUCCAGUGAAUCAGCUGAUACUAAGGAAUUGCCCAAAAAGGCGAAGUCCCGCAAGCGAGGUGAUGGUCGUCGGUCGAAGCUGACUCAGUACGACGCUGCGGGCAACGUGGUGCGCGCACGCGUCACGUACGGCGGCCUCAGCGAUGGACCUGGACCCAACGACUGGUCGCCCAAACAUCGCACGCGACAGCGCAAGAUCAACUACACGGAGAUGCCCAACACAGAGUCGGAAGAUGAGAUGCACAAGUCGUCGGGCAAGCACAUGACGGACAGCUCGGACGAGUUCCGCGUCACCGACGAGUGGGACAACUCCUCCUCGGGCUCGGAGCGCGCCAAGCGGCGGCGGGGCGAGGGCGGGGAGGAGGGCGAGGUGGGCGAGGACCGCGCGGGGGAGGAGCAGCGCCGGCGCGCGCUCUGCGACCUCGUCACCAAGACUGCGGUCGUGCCGCUAGAGAAGCUGCCCGAGCAUGUCACUCGCGAGAAGACGGAGCAGCUGCACCAACAUCUGCUGGAAGCCCAGCAGGCGGAUCUCGCGGCUCGUCCGAUGCGAGGGCGGGGCGGCCGGGGAGGUGGUCGCGGAAGCAGAGGACCUCGCGGUGGGCGGGGCCGCGGCGGCGGGGGCGGGGGCGGGGUCAACAAAUCCUCGCCCUCGAGCGAUGAUGCACUCGCCAAGCUGGUCGGCGUCAAAAUUAAAGAUCUAAGAGAAACUGGAGAAAUGCCAAUGAGACCCAAUCAAGCGGAGAGAGAUAGAAAACGGCAGGAGCGGGAGGCGAAACAAGCGGAAAAGGAGGCGCGCCGUAUGGAGCGUUUACAGAAGAAAGAAGAGAAGGAGAAAUUGAAAGAGCAGCGUGCUAAAGAGCGAGAGGAGAAGAAACUCGCGCGCAUCGCCCUGCAGGAGAGCAGGCGAGUGAAGAGGGAGAAGGUGGAGUACAUGGCGCCGGUGCCUGUGGGGCCGGGGCCGGGGGGCAUGCGGCUGCCCACACCAGGCUCAGGCCCGCCCCCGCCCCACGGCCCGCACGACUACAGGGAGAGGUUCCCCGCCACGCCGCGGCUACAGGUUCGAGCGGAACUGCGGGGCAUUGCGAUGGGCGACGACCGCAUGCAGCUGAUGCACCGCCCCGAGCAGGCGCCGCCCAGGGAAGGCACACUGUCUGUGGCGGGCUCUCCGCAGCCGUUCAAGCCGGCGCCGGAGGAGCCCAGCCUCAUCACGCGCAUGCCGCACAUGCUCAAUCACCAGUACAGGGGUCCAAUGAUGUACUCUGGCGGCGCGGGCGGCUCGUCCGGCUACGGGCCGCGUGCACAGAACAUGAUGUACCAGCUGCACCCCGGCAUGAACCGCGCUCAGUACCCGCAGGGCUACUACCAGCACCUGCGCGCCAUGCCGCCUGCCUACCCCGGACACCCGCCCUCGCCAUCCGGCAUGCACGGCCCCGCGCCCCAGCACCGUCAGGGCCCGCCGCCACACGGCCCUCACGGCCCGCCCGGCUCCUCGCCGCACCACGGCCCACAUGGACCACCGGUUUCCUCUCCUCUGCAGUACGGCUCCGGUCCCCCUGGACCCCACGGCCAUCCGGGUUCCUCUGCAAUGCCACCGGGGGCUCCAGGAAACUUACACGGUUCGCCCGCAUCUUCCCACGGCGCACCUGGCGCCCACAAUCAAGGACCGAAUCAAGGACUUAUCCCACCGAAUAUGCAAGGUCCGCGUCCUCACAUGCCUCAUGCGGGAUCGCAUCCGAUGGGUCCCGGUCAUAUGGGUCCUCGUGGUCUUCAUGGACCGCAUAAUUCGAGUAUAAAUCCUCACGGCGCGGUGCCCGGCCCUCCCGGGCUCGGUGCUAACGGCUCUCUAGGUCCAAACCCUCACGGCCCUCUUGGAUCUAGACUUCACGGACCGCCGGGCAUGCACGGUCCAUCGGGCCACGGUCCACCCGGAGCUAAUCCGCUCGGACCUCGCGGUCCCGAAGACUCGAGUCCGCACAGACCGGGUCCGAGUCCUUUGAGCGCAAUGGCUCACAGUCUGCCACCCGGAUUAGGUCCCCAAGGACCGGAGGCCCAUGGUCCAAUCGGGCCAACGGCGCUACCUGUUCACAGACCCCCCUUCGCCCCCGGACCUCCCGGAAUUUCCGCCGCCGGAUUGCCACCAAAUUCCAUCCCCGAUCAGGCCGCAGUGGCGACUCGACCCGGAAGCGCCCCCCGGCCAGCGAGCACCGCCUCCCCCGGCCAGUCUCCUCACCCACCAAAUCUCACUCCGGGGGCAUCCUCCAGUCCUCCUGUGUCCGCCGAACCGCCCAUUCAAAUCAAAGCCGAAGUAAAAACCGAACCGGAGUAUCGAACCCCGCCUGGUUCCCCCUCUCAGCAUCCCCCGUCGCCGGAGCCCUUGCGGAAUCAUCCAAAAAUCAAGCACACCGACAACAAGGAUAGACGACCGCGAUACCCGCUGGGGCCCUACGCACCGCAAUACGGUCCCUACGGGCCAUACGCGCCGCCCGCAGCGCAGGCCCCGGACGCCGCGAUGAACCUGCAGGCGCGGCCGCAGCACCCCUCGCCGCUGCAGCGCAUCCACGCCAACAUGGCGCAGUACCUGCCCGCGCUCGCCGACAAGCCCGAGCCCUUCCUGCAGCACAUGCGACUGCCGCGCCCGCCCUACGGAGCGCCCCCGCCGCAUGCCUCGCACGCGCCGCCCGGCCCGCGCUACGCCGACCUGCAGCGCCCCGCCGCACCCACGCCGCCCCCGCAACUCCCUCAGCCCUCACCCGCGCCUAUGUCACCGGAAAUACGUAAAGACGAGUCGCCCAAAGUCACCGAGGAGGAAGAGGAGAGAGAGGAGGAGGGUGGGGACAGUCAGCCGAGUUCGCCGCCCGACACCAAGCCGGACUUCUCGAGUAUAGAUACUGCAAAUAAGAUAGAACCCCUUAAGGCGCCGGAGCACAUCAAAGUGGAGGCGGAGCCUGAGGCGGCGGCGGGGCCGGGGCCGGGGGCGCGGCCCGGCGCGCGGGAGGAGGGCGGCGAGUUCGGCGGUCUCGUCAGUUACUUCUCCAGCCAGCACGAGGACGAGCUGGACGCCUAGCGACAUACACACACACACACACACACACAACACGCUCGCGGUGUACAUAUAGACAUAGACAAUUAUAUUUUUAGUGUGAGUUAGACGCGGCGCGUGUAGUUUGGACGCAAUGUAUAUUAUAUAAAUCUAGAUCGAAAAAGUUAAAAAAUGAGAGUCUUUUUGGUCUCGAAUAAAAUGAUGUAUUAUUAUUUUUAUUUUUUGUUAAUUUCUAAGUGAGAUUUAUUUAUACAACAAACGAUAAGUACUUACAGUAUACUCUAAAUACGAAUUUUAUUAAAGAAUGAUAAUUUCUUUUUGCAAAAUAAAUGUUUUCUCUUAA
Molecule: messenger RNA, 7198 nt
Organism: Papilio xuthus (Asian swallowtail)
Lineage: Eukaryota; Metazoa; Arthropoda; Insecta; Lepidoptera; Papilionidae
Product: remodeling and spacing factor 1
Exons: 25
Coding region: 229-6879 (2216 amino acids)
Biological process (GO): negative regulation of DNA-templated transcription
Cellular component (GO): RSF complex
Molecular function (GO): histone binding
Source: RefSeq, a predicted model, not a curated record